GGUCCGAGAUCAUAUCACGACAUAACGCCACUUCGUCUCGCUCGCGCACACAUUCCUUAAUCUCUCAAACUACGCCACCAUGAUCGACUUCCGCGGAUUUUCUGCGUGGAUCACCUGCGACGAUAUGGAGCUUGCAGAAUUCGAGCCUCGCUUCGACGAGAAAAAUCACACUGUAACCUGCUGGAUCGCGGGUCCUGUCGGGAAGGCCUUCAUCGUACACUGGCGCGACCACGGAAGCCAGAUCGAUAGCGCAAGCUACAUCUACUUCGACGGCUUCAAGGUCUCGGGCCAGUUCCUGUUUGGCUACGGCGAGGAGCUACGACGUGGCAUCCGGGUAGGGCCGGAGGAGGACCGGCCGUUUGUGUUUUCCCAUAUUGAAGCUGAUGAUAUGGUUGGGUUUGGAAACUUAAAGCCUCACAAGAACGUUGGUUCCAUCAUGCUGGAGAUCAAGCAAGUCCAACGUAUGGAAAGCUACGAUCUGCCCCAAGCACGCGCGGCUCCUCCAGUCAUUCGCGGGCACCGUCCGGAAGGCGAAGUCAUCGUCAAGUACGGAGAGACUCGGCCGGCCCCCGUACAGAAGCCCACUUGGAAGAUCCGACCUCACGACCCCAACAACCCCGGACCGUUCGUGACGUUCAUCUUCCGUUACAGAACUCAUGGUUGCUCCCGCCCGAUGAAGACCAAGACGAGGACGAAUAUUCCGAUGACGAACCCCCCGACGAUGCAGAGAACGACUACAACGCACCGCCCGAAAUCCGCUUUUCGCUUGAUCCCGAACUCUCGCCGGAGCACGAAUAUCAAUCCAGACUGGGGCCUUCCCCCAGUCCUUCCCCGACUUAUGACACUCCUCGCCACCCGUCGAAUUUCCACACGGCCCCGGCCAUCUUGGGCGGCCCAAGCACACAACCUGAGGGUAGCCGGUCCUACUCGAGAAAUUCGGACCCUAACCCUAAUCAGACUACAAGCCGUUAGCGCCCGGUAUACCUCACUGCGCGGCAUGGCGCGCACUGCCGCGGCCACACUCCUUCUCUUGACUGCGGCCUUCAUGUCCUCCGUGCCACUGUCGACGCUCCCGACAUAUGCCUCGUCGUCCACCUCACGCCUGAAGUCGCUCUACUCUGACUUCACCUACCAGAAGCAGUCAAACCCGACCUCGUACGCGUCCAACGUCGAAUGGUGGCGCCGCACGCUCGAGGACAUGCUCCUCCGCGGGUGGCUGUCGGACACCCAUAACGCGAACGCGACGCCCGACCGCAUCGUGCUGCAUGCCACCGGGGUGGCAUUUACAGAGCAUUUCAGGUUCGAGGGUGUGGGGAAGCCGCUGAGUAUCCCCACUGUGAUAGUGAGUCAGGGAAGGGCGGACACUCAUCGGAGCUCCUCCCUAGUGAAGUCUGAGCUGUGCGGCUCCAAAGGACUGAUUCCUUUGGCCGACUUCCUCAAUGCCUCCCGGACGAUAUACGACCCUGGCUGGCUGCCGUAUCGCAUCGCAAGCUUUGUGGUCGGCAAGCCCUUAUGGUGGGCGCUGGGGCAGCUGGGUGUGGUGGAUACCCAAGCGAGCGCAUUCGGGGACUCAGGCACAGCAGAGAGGUGGAAGAAGGCCAAGGGGGACUACGUCGCGGUCAAGCUGCUAGAACAGGCCGCGGAGCGCAUUCUGGAACGACAAAGGCAGAAGAGCACCGGCAACUUUGCAGACGCGCUCUACAAUGCAGAUAGCUUCCGAGAAGAGUUCGCGGGAUGUGCGUUCGAGCAUGGGUCGCUGUCCGAUCUAGACGUGAAGGUGCUUCUAAAGUUCUUGGAGCGGGACAAGCGCGCGAUAGUGGUGAUCAAGUUCGUAGAGCAGGGGACUGCUGAGUCCUUUGAGGUUACCGCCGUCGAUAGCGGGCUUCUCGCCUUGAAGACCGCCGUCCAGAAGCUUCAGGCGCAGGUCGACGGUCUGCAACGCCGAAUAGACGAGCGCACUCGUCUGGCUUCCGAUGCGCUCCGCCAGAAGCGCAAAGAGACCGCCCUGACGCAGCUACGCGCCCGCAAGCAGCUGGAAGAUGUGCACAAGAAGCGUCUCGGCUCGCUCGACCUCCUCGAGGCCACGCUCCUGCGCGUGGAGACAUCCGCCGGCGAUAUCGAUAUCAUGCGCUCAUACGAGUCCUCCACGGCGACCCUGCGCGAGAUCCUCUCGCACGAGCUGCUGCAGCGCGACAAGAUCGACGAGACGAUGGACGCGCUGGCGUCCGCGAACGCCGAUGCGCGCGAGGUCGACAGUGCGAUCCAGUUGGGUGCGGAGAUGGCGCAGGCGGACGCGGACGUGGACGACGACGCGCUCGAGGCGGAGCUGCGGGCGCUCGUGCUCGACGUGGAGACGGAGAAGGGCGAAGCGGCGGCGGAAGAGAGGCGCAGGCGGCUUGCUGCUGACGAACUCAGCGCCCCGGCCCAUUCACCUGUCCCUCAGGGGACUCCUCAAACCACGGAAGCGCAGGAGCAGAAGAAGGUUGCCGCAUAGGUGAUGUUAUGCUCUCACGUCUUUCACGCACGACACGUUUCCAUCUGGCAUAUAUCAUGUUAUCACGCCGUUAAUAUACAUCAUGGAUACAUACUAGCUUCUAUG
Trametes versicolor FP-101664 SS1 is the source of this 2599-nucleotide messenger RNA. RefSeq lists its product as uncharacterized. Gene Ontology annotation, cellular component: multivesicular body; ESCRT III complex. Gene Ontology annotation, biological process: late endosome to vacuole transport via multivesicular body sorting pathway; vesicle budding from membrane. The coding region runs from base 80 to 2494 and encodes 804 amino acids. Lineage: Eukaryota; Fungi; Basidiomycota; Agaricomycetes; Polyporales; Polyporaceae. The transcript has 11 exons. The record is from RefSeq and is a predicted model, not a curated record.